CCCCCUGAAGCGGCCGGAGCCGCGCCCGCCGCCCGCCGGGACGAUGGUGCGCUGCGGGGCGGCCGCGCUGCUCGCCGCGCUCCUCGGCGUCUGCGUCUGGACCGACGAGACCGGGAAAGUUAUCUCGGACCGGUUCGCCGUCUACUGGAACCGGAGCAAUCCCAGGUUCCACCGCGGGGACUACACGGUGGAGGUGAGCAUCAACGACUACCUGGACAUCUACUGCCCGCACUACGAGGAGCCGCUGCCGGAGCGGAUGGAGAGGUACAUCCUCUACAUGGUCAACUACGAGGGCCACGCGUCCUGCGACCACCGGCAGCGCGGCUUCAAGCGCUGGGAGUGCAACCGCCCCGACUCCCCCAACGGGCCCCUCAAGUUCUCCGAGAAGUUCCAGCUCUUCACCCCCUUCUCGCUGGGCUUCGAGUUCCGACCCGGCCACGAGUACUACUACAUCUCCGCGUCCCCCCCGAACACGGUGGACAGACCCUGCCUGAAGCUGAAGGUUUAUGUUCGGCCAACAAACGAUUCCCUCUACGAGUCCCCGGAGCCCAUUUUCACCAGCAACAACUCCUGCUGCAGCCUCAGGGUGCCGCCGGCGGCGCUGGCGGUGGUGCCGGUGGUCUGGACGCUGCUGCUCUCCUAGCACCGACACCGGCGCGAUCCCGCCCGCCCCGAAUCGCCUGGAGGGCGCCCGGAGAGGAUCCUGAAUUCCGGGAUGGGUCCCGAGCUCCAUCCCUGCCCCGCAGCUGCGGAUGUCCCGGUGGGGCGUUGCUUUUUACAUUUCUAGACCAAAUACAGAGUCCUCGUCCGUUUGGGGUUUU
Molecule: messenger RNA, 821 nt
Organism: Lonchura striata (white-rumped munia)
Lineage: Eukaryota; Metazoa; Chordata; Aves; Passeriformes; Estrildidae
Gene: EFNA2
Product: ephrin A2
Biological process (GO): bone remodeling; axon guidance; ephrin receptor signaling pathway
Cellular component (GO): plasma membrane
Molecular function (GO): ephrin receptor binding
Source: RefSeq, a predicted model, not a curated record